This is a messenger RNA of Mugil cephalus (flathead mullet), 5813 nucleotides long. RefSeq names its product potassium voltage-gated channel, subfamily H (eag-related), member 3 (gene kcnh3). NCBI's taxonomy places the organism in Eukaryota, Metazoa, Chordata, Actinopteri, Mugiliformes, Mugilidae. The coding region runs from base 395 to 3955 and encodes 1186 amino acids. The transcript has 15 exons. Gene Ontology annotation, molecular function: voltage-gated potassium channel activity. Gene Ontology annotation, cellular component: membrane. The record is from RefSeq and is a predicted model, not a curated record. Gene Ontology annotation, biological process: regulation of membrane potential; potassium ion transmembrane transport.
UGCUGCUAUAAGAUUGACUCCACGCAUCAUCAGCACCAAAACUUACAGUCCAUCCAUCCUUGUCUCUCUCCUGCGUGCACACUGGCAUUUUAAGUCCCUGGUCUUUCACCUCCCCCACUCACCCCACCUCCACCGCACAGGAAGGUGGACCACCACUGGAAGGUGCACAGGUGCAUCCCACGCUUAAAUGCUCGCUCUCCGCUGAGUUGAUUAUGGUCACAACCCCCGCGGUGCCAAGGUGGAGCCACCGCGCGUAUCUCGGAUCGGUGCGCUUCUCCAGGGGCUGGGAUGCGCACCGGGCACCUCUCGCUUCCUGCCGAGUUUCGGGUCUGAGCAGGAGUCCAGCGCGGCCCCUGGGCGCCGAGCCCGGAGGACCCAGUCGACCCGUAGCAGGAUGCCGGUAAUGAGAGGGCUGCUGGCCCCGCAGAACACCUUCCUGGACACCAUAGCCACCCGCUUUGAUGGCACCCACAGCAACUUUGUUCUGGGAAAUGCCCAGGUGCAGUCGCUUUACCCCAUCGUCUACUGCUCCGAUGGUUUCUGCGAGCUCACUGGUUACGCCCGAGCUGAGCUCAUGCAGAAGAGCUGUGCCUGCCAUUUCCUGUACGGCCCCGAAACCAGCGACCGGUCAACAGCUCAGAUCCAAGGAGCCCUGGACGACCGGAGGGAGUUCAAGACUGAGCUGGUCUUCUACAAGAAGGAAGGAACACAGUUCUGGUGUCUUCUCGACAUCGUGCCCAUAAAGAAUGAGAAGGGCGAGGUGGUUCUGUUUCUCGUGUCCCACAAAGACAUCUCGGACAAGAAGAAGGACCAGGACCCCGAGCAUGGACCUGACACUGAUGAGGAGACAGGUUUGGAGGUGCACCAGGUAACAAGGCCUCCGGGCUUCAACGCCAACCGCCGCCGGAGUCGAGCUGUGCUCUACCACCUGUCAGGACACCUGCAGAAACAAGACAAGAGUAAACUGAAGAUCAACAAUAACAUGUUUGGAGAGAAGCCUCCAAUCCCCGAGUACAAAGUAGCGGCCAUUCAGAAAUCCCGAUUCAUCCUGCUGCACUACGGAACCUUCAAAGCAGGCUGGGAUUGGUUGAUUCUGCUGGCAACCUUCUAUGUGGCUGUCACCGUGCCCUACAAUGUGUGCUUCACGGUGGUGGGAGGUCGGGAUGAAGGCAGCAGCAGUACGCUGAGGAGCCCGCCCAGCGUCAGCGACAUCCUGGUGGAGAUCCUCUUUAUUUUAGACAUACUGCUGAACUUUCGAACUACAUUUGUGAGCACAUCAGGUCAGGUGGUGUACGAUGCUCGCUCGAUCUGUGUUCACUAUGUCACCACCUGGCUGUUUGUGGAUCUCAUCGCUGCGCUGCCCUUUGACCUCCUGUACGCCUUCAACGUCAGCGUGUACUUCGGGGUCCACCUGCUGAAGACGGUACGGCUGCUUCGGUUGCUGCGGCUGCUGCAGAAGCUGGAGCGCUACUCCCAGUACAGCGCCGUGGUCCUGACCCUGCUCAUGUCCAUGUUUGCUCUGCUGGCGCAUUGGAUGGCCUGCGUCUGGUACUUCAUUGGUCGCAAGGAGAUCGAAAGCCCUGGCUCCUGGGACAUAGGUUGGCUCCAUGAGCUGGCCAAACGUUUGGGCUCCCCAUACUUCCUGUCCCCCCUGACAACACAUGUCCCCACCACUGUGAUUGGCAGCCUUCCAGCCAACAGCACUCAGUGGAAUGUGUCGGAGGUCGGCGGGCAAGGCACCUGGAACUCCAGGAACGAAUCCGGGUCAGGCAGCGGGGGCGGGAGUUUUGGUGUGCUGGGCGGCGGUCCAUCGAUGCGGAGCAGCUACGUGACCUCACUCUACUUCGCUCUGAGCAGCCUGACCAGCGUCGGCUUUGGAAACGUGUCGGCCAACACGGACUCGGAGAAGAUCUUCUCCAUCUGUACCAUGCUCAUCGGAGCACUCAUGCAUGCCGUGGUGUUUGGUAAUGUGACGGCCAUCAUCCAGAGGAUGUACUCGCGCCGCUCUCUUUACCACACUCGCACCAAGGACCUGAAGGACUUCAUCAGGGUCCAUCGACUGCCCAAGGCCCUAGAACAGCGCAUGCUGGAGUGUUUCCAGACCACGUGGUCCGUCAACAAUGGGAUAGACGUUAGUGAGCUCCUGAAGGACUUCCCUGACGAGCUGAGGGCCGACAUCGCCAUGCACCUGAACAAGGAGCUGCUCCAGCUGCCUCUGUUCGAGUCAGCCAGCAGGGGCUGCCUCCGCUCACUGUCCCUCAUCAUCAAGACCUCCUUCUGUGCCCCAGGAGAGUUCCUCAUCCGGCAGGGAGACGCUCUGCAGGCCAUCUACUUCGUCUGCUCGGGGUCCAUGGAGGUGCUGAAGGACAACACUGUGCUGGCUAUACUGGGUAAAGGAGAUCUGAUUGGCUCGGACUCCCUGAUGAAGGAGCAGGUGAUCAAGACCAACGCCAAUGUCAAGGCCCUCACCUACUGUGACCUGCAGUACAUCAGCCUCAAGGGCCUCUGCGAGGUCCUGCGACUGUACCCCGAGUACGCCCAGAAGUUUAUCAGCGAAAUACAACACGAUCUCACCUACAACCUGCGGGAGGGCCACGGGGCUGAUGUGGACUGGGAAAGCAAUGGUGGUUUAGUGAAGAAGCUGCCAUCUAUUCGUGAGGAUGAGGAGGGCGAUGAAGAGGGGAACUCUGUCUCUCGAGCCCCUCGUUCACCGUUGCAUCUCAGCCGGGGCCUCAACUCGCCCCUACGCUCACCUCUCCUGCCGCCGAGGCCUUUUAGGGCUCCCUCCGAGCACUUGCGUCCCGCCACCCUGCAGAUCCCCGUGGUCAGCUUCUGCGGGGUGCCCCCUGAACUCAGCCCCAGUCCUUUCCUUCAUAGGUUUGUUGAUGGCAUAGAAACAGAGAACAGCUCGACAGCCUCUCAGAAAUUUGAGUUCACCCCAAACCACUCACCUGCUCCAUCCUCACCAUACCCAGGAAUCAGAGAGACCUCAGAGAUCAAGCAGAGUGUGUCUAAAUUGACUGAGGAGAUGAACAGUCUCUCUAAACAAGUCUCCACGCUCAGUCAGGAGCUACAGGAAAUGACACGCCUGCUGAAGCCCCUCCUCCUCCAAACAUCACUGCAGCCAAUUCUGACGAUGCCAAAUCUAACGCCGCCGCCCAGCAGCACCAGCCAGCAGUCUCUGACGACAGCAGCACCACCCCCACAACAACCACCUCCACCCUCCGCCACGCCUUGCUCCCUCCAGCGACCCGACACUCACUCCCUGUUGGACAGCGGAGACGUGGAGAGCGUGGAUCUUCCAGGAUGCCUUCUCCCAACUCCUCAUUCACCAAAAAGGCCUCGAUGUUCCCCGGCAGCGUCUCAGCAGCCGACCCCGUCCAAGAGGCCCACCGAUUUCAACCUCCCCUCACCUGAGGAGGGACUACCAGGGAGGUCCCCACUGCCUCCCAACCUCCACGCCUCCUCCAGUAACGGGAUAUUUCUCCCUCCUCUGGCCUCUCACACCCCUUCACCUUCCCUCUCCUUCUCCAUGUCUCUCGCCUCCUCACCCUCUUUUUCCUCUUGCCAAGGCCUCCACCUUUCCAGACCGGGGCUGCUCCCUCCACCUCCCUCCCAGGACACUCCUCCUCCACCUCCUCACCCAUCAUCCUCUCACUGCUCGGCUCCCCCAUCACUCACAUCCUCCCCUGGAGAUCACCGGCAGAGGCCUUCUCCUCCUCCCCCCGUCACCACCUCCCUACAUGCCCAUCCCUCUGCCACGUCCCUGCCAUUGUCUCUGGACUUUGCGAGGAGAGGAGACACCAGGACAGUUGCGCCGUGGUGUAACUCGGAGCGGGAGCACCAGAGGGAGGUACUGCGUCCCGUCACUCACCUGCAUCAGGAGAUGGAGAUGCAAGAGUGGAAGUCCUCCACGGAGCACAUCAGCUUCAUUGAUGAAGAGGAGCCGGCGUAAUGAAGGAGGGAGCAACCGAGUAGCAGAGAUGAGAGAAGAAGAAGGAGGGAGUUCAUAACAGGAAAUAAAAACAGAAAGCUGGUCCAUCUCUCACACAGGAAAUGCUUAAAAAAAAAAAGAAACACACACCUGCGCGGCUGAGACAUAAUCUUAGCUUUCCUGCAGAUGUCAGUGUGAAGAAGCACCUUUCUAUAGACCCACCACACCACCACAGCACAAACUGUCUUACAGCGUCAACAAACCAGUAGCAUGAAUCGAAACAGAGCACAUUGUUUUUAAUUCGGAGCAUAAUUUGCUCUUAAUCCAGCGAACUGAACGUAACAAUAUCGCUUUUUAAUCUUCAAAAGGGCAAGUACAAACUAGGGAUGUUCCUGAUCAGUUAUUGGGGGGCGAUCGGAUGGGAAUCAACCUUCACCAAAGUGUGAUCUUUCAUAGUUGUUCAUUUUAGGUCUGCCAUAAACCCAAACCACGUCAAACCAUCUUCUUCUACUGUUUUGAUGGUAAUUGGCUAGCAUCAGAGCUGAGAAAAAAACAACAACAAAAAAGUCAAACUAACAGGAGACAACUUUUUUGUGUUCAUUUAAGAUUAGAUCAGCCUCAAUACUCAAAUAUCAGAUUGGGUUGAGGUGGGACUUGAUCAGGACAUCCCUAGUACAAACACUCAUAUAUCUCAGCGGAAAAUUAGAAGAGAUAAUCUGGACGGCCUCACUGGUACUGGGAAUGUAAGAUCUUCGUUCAGUCUCAAGUCGCAUCAAGUUGGCAAAUUUUGCUUUUGAUUAUUCAUUUCUUUUUUACAGCUGAUACUGAAUCAUCUCAGCUCCAAACGCGUCCCGUCGCUCAUAUUUGCAAAGAAAACUAUUGGUGUAGUUUGGUAAUUUGGUUUUAAAUUCUGACAUUUUCCUUUCCCUGUAGAAGAAAGAAUACGGACAGAUUGCCUCCAUUUAAGGCCUGUAUGCCAAAGAGAAAGUAAACUAACAUCCCAAACGGCACCCUUAUAAACACAGUUUCUCACCAUCACUACUGUUUACAACCAGCCUAUCAGAUUGUAUAUUAAUCUCAUGCAUAACCACCCUGAGCUUUAGCCAUCCAGCCAUCCGUGCCUUCUCUAAAGCCCUUCUUAAACCUGUUAAUAACAGGCAAGCAUUUGGAUCAAAAUUUACAUAUAAAGCCAUCACUACGGAGAACACGUGCACCUUUAUCUAAAAUAUAACAGACUUAUUUAAUAAUUUUAAUUUUAUGAAAUGAUUCAUUCAGCUGGCCUUUUAUUUAUUUGCUUUUGCACGUGUGGGAGAUGUAACCAGGACCUUCUUAAUUCUUAUGUAGCACUGUUCAUCAUCUCUGACCCAUUUACAGACGACCGAGACGACAGCCGACCACUAAAACUUCAGCGCCCACAUCACAUGGAGGUCUCAGGGCGUUCUGGACAUGUUGUUUUGCUUUAGGUGUUUUUGUGUGCCGAAUGUUGCUUGUAAUAUGGUCAGAUUUCUGGUUUCUAUUUUCUGUAACAGGAGCAGAAGACUCUGGACUCUUUACUCACUGGAAUAAUUCACAGAGCAGAACUCCCAUCAACGUCUUGGGUUCUGAUCCUGGGGCGUUAUCUGAUGUUAGGGGGAUGGCUGGGGGUUUUAAAAAUGAAAUGCAUGUGUUUUGUUUUGUUUUGUUUUUUUUUUUUUGCAUGAGAAAUGUGCCUGCUUUUGAGCUAAGAGUGGUUAGGGAGGGUGUAAUGGGAGUAGAAAACAUCCAGCUCUAAUAGGGGCUGUUGGGUUUCAGAUGUAUUUUAUUAAACACUGCUGUUACAUAAAAACCUAAACCAGGAUUAACUACUCUACAACAAUAAAGAAGAAGUGUUGUUUUGUAA